CCUGUUAGCCAAUAAGCUUUGCCGAUAUCCCGCCCCGCAGACGCAUUCCAAGCAUGGCUCACUGGGGCCGAUCCGCCGAUCAGUCCAGCUGCGAACUCCGGGAACAGAGGGUAUCCUGUGGUGUUAUCCUUCAACAACUUCUUCGAGUCACAAAACGAUACCUCAUCGGGAAUUUGUCUAUUACCUUAUAAUCGUAAAAUAGGUUGUGAAAUCGGAUUUGAAUUUGGCAAUUGUGCGAUAUUCUUAGUAGUUUUGAAAAAAGGAACUGAUAGUGGAGCCGGUCAUCCGGACUUAUCAAAUUGUGAAGUGGAAGUGGUCCUUUUAAAGAACUGGUCAUUGAAAGGAACAAAUAUGACGCUUAAGUUAAGUUAAACCAACAGUAGACUUCUUUCUUUUUUUGCUUCUUCCAAAGGUCCAAAUUGCCUUUAGAAUGGAAUCCAUCAGGCGGCAAUCGUCAGUACAACAUUGUUAGGUCAAAGGAUAAGUCUUAUCGUAAGAUAGUGCUUAGUUUUUGUGAAAGGACAGGUUUUUCUCGUAAUACUAUUGAUGAACUGGUUGACAACAUAAAUGUAUUUUGAUGUGAAGCAAGAAGACAACGGCAGAAUGAUAAAUGCAUUUAUGGACUCGAGUCAUCAUCAUUUGGCCACCUAUGGAUUGAAGAUGAGCCCAAGUCAUCAUGCUGGUGGAGGCGCAACAAUCCCAUCGCCUCACCAUCAGAAUCCGGCGGCUGCAAUGACGGCUCCUGACGUGGGUCCCGCGGGCCAAAAUCAUCACUUUCAACCCAACUACUCGCAUAUGGGUCACCUAAAUCCCCAUGCUGGUUACGCCGCACGAGAUUUCCUUCUGCGCCGGGACCAUCACGAUUUUCCGACGGCUCAAACUGCUCCUGCGGAUCCGGUACUUUUUCACCAUCCCCAUGCGGACAUGACGCCCCAUCAGCAUCACCAUCUCGGGCCACACCAUCAAAUGUUAUAUUCGCGAACGGCGGAUCCUCAUCACGCAUAUGCACAACCAAACCAUCACCAUCAGUACCUUAAUCAUCACAUGGGAAUGCCGCAUCAUCCGUCGAAUGUACACGGCGCCUUCUUUAGAUACAUGCGACAGCCCAUCAAACAAGAGAUGCAAUGUCUCUGGGUGGAUCCUGAUCAACCGCCGCCGAGAAAGACAUGCGGUAAACAUUUCACGAGCAUGCAUGAGAUUGUCACGCAUCUGACGGUCGAACACGUGGGUGGACCAGAGUGCACGACACACGCGUGCUUUUGGCAAAAUUGUUCGAGGAAUGGAAGACCGUUCAAAGCAAAGUACAAGCUAGUUAACCACAUUAGGGUGCAUACAGGAGAAAAGCCUUUCCCGUGCCCUUUUCCCGGUUGUGGGAAGGUCUUUGCGAGGAGCGAGAACCUCAAAAUCCACAAAAGGACGCAUACUGGUAAGUGGUUCUUUUGGUUCCUGGUGGAG
Messenger RNA from Agrilus planipennis (emerald ash borer), 1455 nucleotides. RefSeq names its product pair-rule protein odd-paired-like. NCBI's taxonomy places the organism in Eukaryota, Metazoa, Arthropoda, Insecta, Coleoptera, Buprestidae. The transcript has a single exon. Gene Ontology annotation, molecular function: RNA polymerase II cis-regulatory region sequence-specific DNA binding; DNA-binding transcription factor activity, RNA polymerase II-specific. The annotation marks the transcript as partial. Gene Ontology annotation, biological process: regulation of transcription by RNA polymerase II; central nervous system development. Gene Ontology annotation, cellular component: nucleus. The record is from RefSeq and is a predicted model, not a curated record.